GGGACGGCGACUCGGCCGUGAUGUUUGCUCCGAACGGGGCAUCUCGAUCCGAAAUCACCGGCGAACUACUCGACGUAGCUGAUGCCUCCUUACGCAGUCAGCAACCGUGUGAGGAGGAGCGUCAUGUGGGAGGCACUGCUGAGCCUGCAUCUCCUCAACCGCUGCAAGAACAGGGGUCGUCCUGCACUGCCACUUCCUCGCUCUCCCUGCAUCCGGAGGCAGUUGCUCAUGACACCACUGACGUCUCGCCAACAUCAAGGCACUCUUCUACUGGGUCAACCUUCUGGGCCUGGCUAAGACAAGAUUGGGGCUUGAAAUUUUUCAUCAGGGUUGAUACCGAGGGAUCUUUCCAUACGUACCCCCCUGUGGGUGGGCCAUUUCAGAGCUUGCAGGAAGCUGAGGAUGCUAUCGAUCGCCAUCUUCAUAGCCGCCGGGUUCAAAAAAUGUGCAUGGAACAAGCUGGGGUUUCUCGAGUGGAGAUGGCUAUACGAACAUGUCUUUACUGGCCUGAUGGCACUAGGAAGAAGUGUUCCCAAUCGCAAGCAAUUGAGAGGUGCCAUGAGGAAAGGCGACUAUUUGCUCAAGUUUUAGUGGACAAUUAUAAUAAGGAUCACAAUCUUGGGGAUAAUGCGUAUGAACUAAAAGAUAUUGUGCAUUACAAAUUAAUUGUUGAGAACUACCAAAGGUUGUACUAUCAUUUCAAUUUCAUUGCGAAGACUAGAGGAGCUGAAGAUUGUGGCGUGGACAAUCUAUUCUUUGCUGAGGUCAUGAGCAUGCGACAAGGAGAACAUGAAGAUUUAGUGGUUAGCUGUUUCUGCAUGGUUACGUCCAGCGAUAAUGGUCACUGCUAUGGUUGCUUGAGUGAUGGCGUUGUUGAUAUGAAGCACCCCAACGAAGCUAGUGCGUUCAUUGGUGGUCACUUGGAUACUCAUAUGCCAUUGACGCGUAGUUUCAGAGAGUGGAGCGACGAAGAUGAAGAAGUUGAAGAGGCUAGGAUAAGACAUAUGUACAAGGGCCAAGAAAAACCAGGUUUUGUGAAGAAACUAUUGAGCAAGCUCCCUCCAGAUGUGAGACGAAGAUGCAUGAAAAAAAAGCUUAAGAGCAGUGAAAUGAAGGUGCCAGAAGAGUAAAAGAACAAUGAGGGUAGAGUGAUGGAAUGAAACCCCUUGCACUUUCUUUUGACGGCCCAGUCAUUGCAAGAAAUCGUUUGGUUUGGGGAUGAUGGGAGAUUGGCAGUCGUGAGGAUGAAGAUGAGGAUGAGGCGGAGACGGAGGCGGGGUUGAAGAUCCAUAGAUCAGGCCUCCCAUCUACAACCAAGUUGGCGAUACAUUUGUUUUACAUGCCAUCGACUAUGCGGCUGGGAUGGAAAUCAGGACUGCACUGGCGAGGAGGGUGCCUGGAGCCACGACCGGCAUCACCUAAAACGUCCCCUCCUGCGUGACCAACUACGGCAGGGAGAUUGGAUGAAUCUGGGCGA
This is a messenger RNA of Lolium rigidum, 1477 nucleotides long. RefSeq lists its product as uncharacterized. The transcript is spliced from 7 exons. The record is from RefSeq and is a predicted model, not a curated record. Lineage: Eukaryota; Viridiplantae; Streptophyta; Magnoliopsida; Poales; Poaceae. Bases 21 to 1130 code for a protein of 369 amino acids.